AUGAUCAAAGUCUGGCGCACUCACUGCGAGCCAGGUGCGCUGCUGCCGACCCGUUCCCUGCCCUCUUGCACCAGCACAACGCGGGCUCUAGACCCGCUGAGACCGCCUGUGCCGCACACAGAACCCCGGUACCGUACCCCCGGCCCCCUCCCCCGUACGCCGCAUGCCGGAGCCGCCGGCUCGGGGCCGGCAGGGAAGCGGCCCCCGCGCACGCUUCCGGCCGCCCGGUCCGCUUCCGGGGUGCUGCUCCCGCUUCCGCCGACGGCCCCGCCCCGCGGCUGGGCGGAAGCGGAAGUGCCCGGUCGAGGCGGGGCGGCGGCGGCCGCCCCGGGCUGGCGGGGGCGGCUGGCGGGCCGCGGGCGGGCAGGCGGUGGGGCCGGGCCGGGGCCGGGUCCGACCACGAUGCCCCGGCGGAAGCAGAGCCACCCGCAGCCGGUGAAGGGUGAGUGCGCGGUGGGGCCGGGGGGCGGCGGCGGCCCGGCGGUGACCCGCGGCGCUCGGUGUGGUGCAGCGGACGCUGAGGACGGCCCCGAGGAGCCUGCGGGACCGGCACUGGUGCUGCCCGGCGACCUGCUGCUGGGUCGCGGCCUGCGCUUCGAGAAGGGACCGCCAGCAGACACCCUGGUGGGGAAGAUCACCAUGCCGGCGUAUGCGCUGAGCGACGACGACUGCUCCUCUGGGUACCAGCAGCUGAGCGUGGAGAGCGACCCCGAGGAGGGUGGGGAGCCCGGCCCCGCGGCGCUGCCCUGCCGCCAGUGUGGGCUGCAGCUGGCUGCCAGCCUGGGGCAGAGCUGCCUGCAGUGUGCAGGCACGGAGGGGGGCCGCAGCCAGCGCAUCGUGUACUCCUGCCAGCUCUGCCCCUUCGCCUCCCACUACUCCAGCCACCUCAAGCGCCACAUGAAAACACACAACGGGGAGAAGCCGUUCGCAUGCACGCAGUGUGCCUAUGCCUCUGCCCAGCUGGUGAACCUGACCCGACACUUGCGCACACACACCGGGGAGAAGCCGUACCACUGCACAUGCUGCAGCUUUGCCUGCAGCAGCCUGGGCAACCUCAAACGCCAUGAACGGGUCCACAGCCAGGACAAGCCCUUCCAGUGUGCUGCCUGCGACUAUCGUUGCAACCAGAGCCGCAACCUGAAGAGGCACAUGCUCAGCCACCGCCUGCCCGAAGGUGAAGUGCCGCACCAGCAGGACAAGGACCCAGAGCCAAUGCUGCCGGAGCUGAGCCUGCACGUGGGCAGCGGCAGUGGCCCCUUCCUGCCUGGCUGCACUCGGCUGCAGGGCGAGGAGGCGGCUGCAUUGCCCGAGCUGCUUUACCCCUUCACAUGCCGCAUGUGCGGGCUGGUGCUGGACGAUGGGUUUGCGCAGGAUGAGGGGCGGGCUGAGCAGGUCUGUGGGCGCUGCAGCCUGGCAGUGCUGGGCACCGAGCCGGGCGCCAGCCCCCGCAAGGGCACUGGGGACAAAGGCUUUUCCUGCAACUUCUGCCCAUUCGUCACCCACUACCCCAACCACUUGGCACGGCACAUGAAGACGCACAGUGGGGAGAAGCCAUUCGCCUGCCCACUCUGCCCCUACGCCUCUGCCCACCUUGACAACCUGAAGCGGCACCAGCGAGUACACACAGGCGAGAAGCCCUAUAAGUGCCAGCUCUGCGACUACGCCUGUGGCAACCUGGCCAACCUCAAGCGUCACGGGCGCAUCCACUCGGGCGACAAGCCCUUUCAGUGCAGCCUCUGCAGCUACAGCUGCAACCAGAGCAUGAACCUGAAGCGGCACAUGCUGCGGCACACAGGUGAGAAGCCCUUCCAGUGCCGGAACUGCUCUUACACCACUGGCCAUUGGGACAACUACAAGCGCCACCAGAAGAUCCACGGCCACACAGCCGAAAGCUGGGUAAACCCACGGAAUGCCAAAGCCCUCCUGGCCCCUCCAGCUGUGGGCACGGCCCUGCCCUGAGACAGCACUUAGCCCAGCUGCAGGGGUGUCCAGCCCUGCAUCAGGCCCAGGGUGCCUCAGCCCCUGCCCUCCCUGGGGGAGGGACAGGCAGCAGACUCCACAGGGGCUCACGGCUGCCUUAUGUGGUGCCCAUGGGUGCACUGGGACCUUCAGCAGCCCUGUCCUUCCUUGGCAAAGUUACAAACAGCAGCUCAGGUUCCUGCCCCAGAGGUGGUAGUGCCAUGCCCCUGAGGGUGAUACCUGCCUGUUCUUGCCUUUUGGAGUCAUCUUCUGCCGGACCUUGGGGAAAAGGGGGGAGGGAGGACUGGUUCCAUGGCUGUUGCCAUGCUGGUCAGUGUAAUUUAUAUUGUGUAUAAAAGCAUUAAACAGUCAAUUUUGUUA
Messenger RNA from Melopsittacus undulatus (budgerigar), 2340 nucleotides. RefSeq names its product zinc finger protein 513 (gene ZNF513). Bases 1 to 1959 code for a protein of 652 amino acids. The transcript is spliced from 4 exons. Gene Ontology annotation, cellular component: nucleus. The record is from RefSeq and is a predicted model, not a curated record. Lineage: Eukaryota; Metazoa; Chordata; Aves; Psittaciformes; Psittaculidae. Gene Ontology annotation, biological process: positive regulation of transcription by RNA polymerase II.